GGAAGUGAAAAAACGGACUCCAGGUUCUGGGAAGGUACUGCGGGUUAGGCGUACGGACCUGACAUGACGAGCUGUGCAAUAAAUAGAACCUGAAGGUUUCGACAGCACGGCAGACUGUUUUUCAGGGACUGCGGUAAUGAAACCAGAGCGUUUCAAGUAAUGAAGCGGAAAUACUCGGAUAACGACGUUCAAAUCCACCAUUUUUGGAAGGAAGGUGAGUAUUAAGAUUUAAGCCGUUCAGAAAAUCAGGUACCACCAAUCAAACCUUUAUAAUUUAUUUCCCCGUAUGAUAUGUGGGACUAAUGCAAGCACGUAUUGUUGUCCUAGACGGUGCAUUAUAAGGAAGCUACUGAUCGGAUAUGUCUGCCGCCGCAAUCUGAUACCCGAUCGCCAGGGAAGGAAAACUAAAGAGUUAAAGACGAACACCACAACGCCACAACUACCACCCUACAACCCGUCACCCUGCAACUAUACCGCUACACUCUGCUGCCACACCAGCACACAUUCUCGUCGCCUUACAGCCUCAUAUCUGGCACUGCACCCUGUACCCUCCCACCGUCCGCACCCCCAUAACCAUGCCCAACUUCCGACGACCAUUGACCUUACCCAACAAGCGUUGGUCAUUUGUUUACCGAUGAAACGGGAGGGCACUGCUCGUCUUAUUUGGGGUACACGGGAAAAUUGGGAGCGGCAAUACGCGAUCGAGUGGGAAGCCGCCCAGAAAGCCGAAGCCGACGCCGAACGCGAGCGAUCCAAGGCUACGAAGCGCGUUUGAUAUCACUUUCAGUGUCGAGGCAACGACAGCUGUAAAUGCGCACACCAGCAAGACUGAACGCCGACACAGCUUGAAAAGCGGCCGGAGCCUCAAAAACAAACCCUCUCUUCUCU
Molecule: messenger RNA, 888 nt
Organism: Eremomyces bilateralis CBS 781.70
Lineage: Eukaryota; Fungi; Ascomycota; Dothideomycetes; Eremomycetales; Eremomycetaceae
Exons: 1
Coding region: 287-775 (162 amino acids)
Source: RefSeq, a predicted model, not a curated record